Molecule: messenger RNA, 1902 nt
Organism: Hyla sarda
Lineage: Eukaryota; Metazoa; Chordata; Amphibia; Anura; Hylidae
Product: oocyte zinc finger protein XlCOF8.4-like
Exons: 7
Coding region: 107-1858 (583 amino acids)
Biological process (GO): regulation of DNA-templated transcription
Source: RefSeq, a predicted model, not a curated record
UCCUGUAAGAACAAGGAAACCCGAUGGCUCCUGUACAGAUACAGGUUCCUGUGAUAUAGAAUCCUCCUGUGGAAUAUUCCAAAAAAGUAAAUUCUUCCAUUCAAGGAUGAAUAGAAACAGGAAAAAGAUGGUAGAAAGUCUAAUAAACCUCACCCUACAGAUACUGUUCCAGCUUACUGGAGAGGAUUACACAGUAGUGAAGAAGUCCUCUAGUGGGCGCUGUCGGGCCCCUGUGUGUGAAGGAUGUGGAAGAACCCUGAGCCCACUCCCGGGGCCCCCACCUCACUCCCCGAUACAUGAGGAAAUGGAUGAACAGAAGAUCCUAGAACUCAUCAACAAGAUGAUGGAGCUGCUGACUGGAGAGGUUCCUAUAAGGUGUCAGGACGUGGCGGUCUAUUUCUCCAUGGAGGAGUGGGAGUAUGUAGAAGGACACAAGGAUCAGUACAAGGAUCAGGUCAUGAUGGAGGAUCAGCAGCCCCUCACAUCAGCAGUCAGAUCCAGUAAGAGAACAGCACCAGAGAGGUGUCCCCGUCCUCUUCUUCCACAGGAUCAGGAUCAGCUUAUGAACGAAGGUGAAGAUCUAAACAAUAUUAAUUCUCCAGACAUAAUGGUAAAAGAAGAAGAAGAAGAAGAAGGAGGAGAGACAGAUAUGUGGGGAGACAAGCAAUGUAUAGAGGAUAUUUUUACUGGGAAAGACUUGAACAAUAUUAAUGCUAUUAACAUAAUAGUAAAAGAAGAGACAGAUGGGAGCAGUGAUGAGCAGUAUAAGGAGGACAUUCAUACAGGGAAAGAUCUGAUCUAUAUUAACGCUACAGACACAAGGGAUGAAGAAGAGACAGAUGGGAGCAGUGAUGAGCAGUAUAAGGAGGACAUUCUUACAGGAAGAGAUCUGAACUUUACUUAUGCUACAGACAUAAGGGUAAAAGAAGAGACAGAUGUGUGGGAAGAUGACCAGUAUAAGGAGGACAUUCCUACAGGUAAAGAUCUGAUCUAUAUUAACGCUCCAGACAUAAGGGAAGAAGAAGAGACAGAUGGGAGCAGCGAUGAGCAGUAUAAGGAGGACAUUCCUACAGGGAAAGAUCUGAUCUAUAUUAACGCUCCAGACAUAAGGGAAGAAGAAGAGACAGAUGGGAGCAGCGAUGAGCAGUAUAAGGAGGACAUUCCUACAGGGAAAGAUCUGAUCUAUAUUAAUGCUACAGACAUAAGGGAAGAAGAAGAGACAGAUGGGAGCGGUGAUGAGCAGUAUAAGGAGGACAUUCCUACAGGUUACUGCCUAGAUUCUUGUACCAGGAGAUCAGAGGAACAUCCAAUAUCUGCAUAUUAUGAAGAAAAUCAUGAUAUAACACAAGAUACAUAUGAAGAACAUUCCAUUAUCCCAGAUACACCCUCAGCCCUUCACAGCCAAGAUCUGUCAUCUCAUCCUUAUAUACAGGUCCUGUCUUCUCAUUCAUCACGGACUACUAAACAAAAUAAAAGUCCCAGAAAAAGUGUUAAGUAUGGAAGAGAAGAGAAAAAGACUUUUUCAUGUUCAGAAUGUGGGAAACAUUUUCCUGCAAAAUCGAAACUUGUUAGACAUCUGAGAAUUCACACAGGAGAGAAGCCAUAUUCAUGUUCGGUAUGUGGGAAACAAUAUCGCAACAAAUCCCAUGUUGUUGAACAUCAGAGGAUUCACACAGGAGAGAGGCCGUAUUCAUGUGCGGAAUGUGGGAAAUGUUUCGGACGGAAAUCAAAUCUUGUUGAACAUCAGAAAAUCCACACAGGAGAGAAGCCAUUUUCAUGCUCAGAAUGUGGGAAAUGUUUUACCCACAAGUCAUCGCUUGUUUUACAUCAAAGGACCUACCACAACUCGGCAAAGUAGUUUUUUUUUUCACUUGUUUUGUCAAAAAAUUGAACAGGAACAAA